CCAGGGGGAGGCACGGUGGGGCGGCCGCUCCCCUAAAUUUUCGCGUGCCCCACUCCUCCCUGCUUGCCCCACCGCAGGAACUCGCUUGCCGUGGGUGCCUCCCCAGUAAAGAAGCCCUGGCGCCGCUCCUGUUUCCAGGGGUGUUCUGGAUGUGCCGCGACUCUAGUCCAGAACACCUCUGGAAGCAGUUCUGGAUGUGCUACAACUCUAGUCGUGGCACAUCCUGAACACCAUUACUGAAGUGCAUAAUAUCAAAAUUAUUGCGAGCGCACGCUGUGCAAGAGCUUUGCAUUUCUGCGCUUCUCACAGUGCACUUGCACUGCGCUAUGAGGAGCGUAAUCAUAAAAUUGGUUUUGAUGGCACUUCUGUGAGUGACACCUAAACGAGCCUGGGAAGAAGGCCCCUACAAUAGUCGUGGCACAUCUUGAAUACCCCUGGGAACAUGACCCACUCGCUGGGAACGGUGGCCUCUGUACAUGUGCAUUGCCUGCGCGAGGCGAUGAAAUAGGGCAAGCCGAGGUGAGAUGAUAAGAAGCGAUGCUGCUUCCACAACCCAUAUACAAUCGUCCCCUGAGGAAGGUACCAAACAAGUCCCGAAACGAGUCCAUUUCAAAAACUGGGUGGAGCCAUUUCUGCUUCUAGAAUUAUUUAACCCAACCAGACAGAUCUCUGUCACAAUGUUUACGUUUUAACUUUGUACAUUGCAUGCUUCAUGAAGAUAAGUUCAUUAUGUCACCGUGUCACUUUUGCAGCUUUUUUUUUUCAUACAAACGAUGCUGCGUUAGAUUUUACGUACGUUUUACUCGGAGCUGUCAUAGCACACUGCCAUAGCAUGUGCGUGCAUUCUACCUCACUCAUUGUGAAGGUGUUCACAAACACGCAGCAGAUGCUAUGAUCAUCUGUGCAAAACAUUUGCAUGCUGUGGUAACAGUACUGUCAGCACUUGAUAAAUCAGUCACAGGGCAUUACAACUUGCUGUGCGUGCGUGAAUAUUCCCAUGUGCUUUAGUCCUCGGUGCAAAUUAUCGUCUUUAUUCCGAAUAUAUUUUCCUUUUGUGCAUGUGGUCUUCCAGUUCUGAAAUUAGAAUUUUGAACUUGUAAGCCAUUAAAGCAAAGGGCUGCGAAUGUGUUAUUGCUGUUCCUGCGAGCUCCAAAUCUGCAUGGACUGUAGCAGUGAUUGUGUGCCCGUGCUGUGCUCUUCUCUCCUUGUCUAGCCUCUCCCACCCCUCAAUCCUCUUAUGUAGGGCAGCAAACCAGAUAGUUGUUCUGUUUAACCUUCUUUCCUUGCCUUUCCUUCAUGUCUUGCUGUAUUCUGAAAUGCAGGAUAGUAUUGUAAGUGUUUAUUCGUAAAUAAAUAUUGCAUAAAGUUUCAUGGUCUUGUCUUGUGCAGAUUCUUGCUGGGAAGUGACAUUUCAACAUUGCCCGUCAACAUGGCUAAUCCAGGGAAAACAAUUCUUUCCUUUACUUGCUAUUGGUGCAAUGGACCUGGUGUUGAUUGCCAGCUGUACUUGCCAGCUCUCAGGAGCUUUUUCACGAAGUAUGUCGACUUGUCGUUAGCAUCGCUGCACAUGUCUCAGCUGCAGCAAAAAUCUGCCGCUGAGGGCAUCUAUGAGGAUGAAAUACAGUACGUAACAUGUCAACUUGAAUUUACUACACUGUCCAUGAAACAGCUCAAGACAGCGAGCGAAACUGUUGUCAGUCAGUGGUGCCUUCGGGGACUAACAGAUCGUACACUUACAAGCACUCUCCAGUGGCUGGUGCCUGAUUGCUCCGGGAGCCUCUGGAACGACUUCAUUCCACAAGAAGACGUAUCGGUCAAAUCUAUUGCAUUUGGAACAUAUAUUGGCUUUUGUACAUUUGCUGAAGCACAUAAUAUCACCAAAAUUAUGGGGAGCACGUACCUGAGGGUGGAUUGCUCAUUUAAGCACGACCAGAAACUUAUGCAGGUCUAUUUCACGCUUCAGCACAAAUGUGCAAAGCUUCGAACCAUAUACAGGCUUCUCAUAAAGUAUGAUGACAUCUACCGCGUGGUUGUCAAUGCGGCAGAAGAGGCCACAGAAGUUUACCUGCAUGUUAAGACCUUUCCCCUGAUUCAUAGGCAAGUACAGCUCACCCUUGAAGAUGUCUACCUCUCGCAGAGCGCUAAGCCGCACAAGAGCUGCGAUCGAAUGAGGUUUGAAAGGACACUGAACAUUGGAUGCUCCUGCAUUACUAACUUAAAUAGCGCCAACCUUGCUGGGUAUUCGACUGUGAAGCUGUGCGUGGCUGAUGGCAUCAAAGUUAGACGAGCGGUCACACGCCUCAGUGACCGUUGCGGGAGAAAAGUAAGGACAGUGUACGCCCCUGUCAAAACUAAAAGCGUUGGUCAUUGUGUGGAAAGCACCAAAUGCAAGGUCAUGACUGCAAUGGCACCCCUGUUGCAGUUUCCGUGUCAGUAUGCACUGAGUGUACUCCUGCAGAGGAGCAACGACGUCUUGGUGCAGAUGACACUGCAGCGAGAUGACGACCACAAAGCAUUGCUUACAUUCAUGCAGAAGUGCGCCAGGGCUAACGAGAGUGCGCUUGAGCAGGCUUUCAUCGCUCUUUAUCUCUCCAUCGAAAACGGCUGCAUCUUCACGCUCCGGACAGCACUUCCGGCCCUUUUCGUAAAGUUUCAUGCAAGCUAUGUGCCACUAGAGGUUCCCAACAACUGCUGUUGGGUGCGGCGCGCGAUUGCCACUCCAUCGAACUUCAUCCUCCUUCCUCCCGAAGUGCAUUGCCAGAACAGGGUGCUUCGUAGUUUCGAUCCGGAGCACGCCCUACGUGUGACGUUCCGCGACGACAAUCACGAUUACCUCUCACACACGCUCAUGUUCAGCCAAAACGUGGAUGAAAUCCUCGAAACCACUGUGGCAUCUCUCCUUCGAGCAGGAGUCUCUAUUGCAGGUCGCCACUACCGAUACCUCGGAAGCUCUGCGAGCCAGCUUCGCGACCAUGGCGUAUGGCUAUACACAAAGGAUGGAAGCGGCAAGUCGGCGCAAGACAUCAGGGCUUGGAUAGGUGAUGUGCACCAGAUUCCAAACGUGGGCUACAAGAUGGCUCGCAUGGGCCAAUGCUUCUCGUCCACAGAAGAGACUGUGCGCGUCCCUCUAGACAGUGGGGCAAAGCAGGACCUGCCGGAUAUUGUGGGUGGCAGGCAUCCGCAGUCGGGCAACCCUUACGUUUUCUCCGACGGCAUCGGCAUGAUCUCGAGGUCACUAAUGAGAAAGGCAUGCAAACAGCUGGGCCUGGCAGAACUACCAUCAGCCAUUCAGAUUCGCUAUGCUGGUUACAAAGGCGUGCUAUGCCUGAAUCCGAAAUUGCACGGUGAUCAACUCCUGCUGCGCGAAAGCAUGAAGAAGUUUCACUGCUCGACAUCGGACAGCCUCGAAAUUGUGCAGGUGUCUGCACCACGUCCAGUGUACCUCAACCGGCCCCUGAUCACCAUCUUGGAGCAGCUUGGAGUUCCGGGUCGCGUGUUCCUACACUUGCAGCAGAACAUGGUGCUUCGUCUGUGCGAUGCCUUUGUCAGCGACGAUGACGCCUUGCAGGUGCUCAGCGUUCGCAUCCGUACGGGCCAUCUGCCCCUCAUCAAGUUUCGCAGACAAGGCAUGGUCCUGACAAGGGAGCCCUUCAUUCGCUCAUUGUUGCUGGCUGUUUACAAUAGCAUGAUAGCUAAUCUCAAGAGCAAGAGCCACAUAGCAGUACCCGAGGACAGUGGACGCAACAUGCUGGGCGUUCUGGACGAAACGAGCACCCUAGAGUACGGCCAAGUGUUUGUCCAGUUCACAAGUUUAAGGAGUGGUGACAAAACCUCAAAGCCCACCACCAGGGUCAUUACAGGCACUGUGCUCGUGACCAAGUGCCCGUGCCUUCACCCCGGCGACGUGCGCAAGUUCAAGGCCGUGGACGUGCCCGCAUUGCGCCACAUCAGGGACUGCAUCGUAUUUCCGGCCAAGGGACACCGACCACACCCCAACGAAAUGGCUGGUUCAGACCUAGAUGGUGACGAGUAUGUGGUCAUAGCAGAAAAGGAUCUGCUCUUCCCAGGCGACAAUGCUGCACCCAUGGUUUUCAGUGACUAUGCAUUUAAAGCUGACACACUGCAGGACUUGGAUGAAGAGAUGAUAUCAUUCACAUGCAACUACAUCAAGAACGACAAUAUUGGCCUCAUGUCAAACGCCCACCUUGCCUGGGCAGACCAGCUGCCAGACGGAAUCUUCUCGAAACGGUGCCUGUCUCUGGCCAAGAAAAUCGCUACCAGCCUGGAUUUUGCCAAAACCGGCAUCCCAGCACGUAUGGAGAAAUCGGAGCGCGUGUACAGAUACCCCGAAUUCAUGGAGAAGACGGGCAGCAAGGACACUUACAGAUCGUCGAGGGUCCUUGGACAGCUUUACAGACUCAACCGGGGACUCAUCACCUCGGGUUUUUGCAGCUGCACUGAGCACAGAGCACGUAACAGCGCUUUUGAGUACCCAGACUGGCGGAAACACGAGCGUGCCGCCAGACUGGCGAAGGCUCUCUACACGGAGCUUAUGAAUCAAAUCCUUAACAGAUACGGCAUCGCUAGCGAAGCCGAAGUUGUCACGGGACUGCUGAGCAGUCUUUCUCCCUACCACAGGGGCAGGAACAACAAGUAUAACGUUGAAGCUCACGUGCAGAAGCAGUUUCAAACGCUGGUGGAGAAGAUGAGGCAGCGGUUCUUCCGCGAUGUCGAGUCUCUCUUCCCAGAUAGUGAUCUCUCCGGGACGGAAGUUAAGAUGGCCGUGCUGCAGAUGGCUUCCGCAUGGUACAUGGUAACCUUCAACGCAGAUGAUGCCUUGGAAGUCAACUGCCAGGGCUUCCCCUGGUGCAUGUCAGAUGUGUUGCUGACGCUCAUUAAGAACAGUGAUGCCAAGUGCUCGGAAGUGCAAGGCUAUCAGAUGGCCAGGGUACUGUUGCGAGGAAUGAAUGAAAUGAUGGCAAGGUCUGUGUCCAGUGCAAGUCCGGUCACCGCUGCACUCGACGUGGUGCUCAGAUGGGCUGCCAAAGAGAACCUGCUGAAAACAUCGGGGUCAAAUGGGCCCGGGAUCUGUCGCGCAUGCCUGUCUUCGCUGUUCAAGAGUUUUGCUUGUUCCUGCAAGGCAGUGCCUCUACUCUCAGCUGAGGACUGGCACAGGGAUCUGGAAAGGCAUGCACGUUUGUUUGGUUGGCCACCCAGAACUGCUGCUGCCUAUGUGUUGGCAUUCCUUAGAUACCUCGCAAAUGCACCAGCACUUGGCUCACUUUGCGAACAGUGUCAGCACCUAUGUUCGCAGGCACACUUGAUCACAGUAGCUGCGCUGCGACGCUACAGCCAGCUAUUGGUGUGUGGGUCUCCAUGUCACCUGAAUUUGACAUCGAGCCAUGACUGUCAUGAAUCUGUCGAUGUUCUGGAGGAGCAUGGGCCAAUCAGGGUGCUGGUGCAGAGUGCCGCUUUCCUGCGUCUACUGAAGGUGGGCAACGGCGCAGCCCGCUUGCAGGAGACGCUGCGCUGCUUGUCCGGUGCGCAUGCGGUGCGCAUCCGCUGCAACUCGAGCACGUCGGGCGGCCGCCAGUACGCGUUCGUGUCGGCCAGGGGCCGCCACUGGCAGCUGUGGUUCCUCGAGGAGCUCCUGCUCCAACCCGGGUUCGAAGACGCCGUCGUCAGUGGAGAGCUGGAGCGGUGGCGGCAGCGGCGCUGAUGCGACUCGCAUGUCACGUGGGCGAGGCGUAUGGCUUGCAUUGACGUAAAUGAAACGGCCGUGUUGGAGCACCAGCAUGGGGGCGGGGGGGGGGGGGGACGUUUGCAAUGUCGCAUUAAUACUGAAGAUAAACAGCGCAGAAUAGCACUAUUACGAAAAACAAACACACAAGACAGGCGCCGACUUCCAACUGAAUUUCAUUGACAUGAAUGCGUCAUGUAAGUAUCUGCGGGAGCAGAUACAAAAAGGAAGAACAGAGGGGGGGGGG
Molecule: messenger RNA, 5987 nt
Organism: Rhipicephalus sanguineus (brown dog tick)
Lineage: Eukaryota; Metazoa; Arthropoda; Arachnida; Ixodida; Ixodidae
Exons: 9
Coding region: 1430-5719 (1429 amino acids)
Biological process (GO): siRNA processing
Cellular component (GO): nuclear RNA-directed RNA polymerase complex
Molecular function (GO): RNA-directed RNA polymerase activity
Source: RefSeq, a predicted model, not a curated record